AAACAUCGGGCUGAAGUGAUACGGUGAAGUAGUCGAGCAAAGAGGGGUUGUGGAGGGAGAUGAACAGCGGCAGAGCCUUCGGUCUCCUCCAGCAAUGGCGUGUCCCUUCCGGCAAGUUACUCUGGGGAAGGAUUGGAAGGAGGAGCUCUCCGUCGUCUCAUAAAGGUUUUGGAGUGCGAAGAAUGUUCUCUGCUUCAUGUCCGGGGUUCGCUAACAAGAAUCCGAUGAGAUCCACUGAGGAUGGAAACAUCAUUAUGGUGGAACCUUCACUUAAAGAUAAAACAACUGGUGCAUUUCAGAAGCUACCUAUGGUGAUGCCGUCUAUGAAUAUUCUUUCCUCAGCACAAAGGAAAGCUAGGAACAUCUCUCCUACUAAGGGUAUUCAGAACAUAGCAAAGCGAGAGAGAAAUAGAGGCGCAAAACAACUUGAUGCGCUGAUGAAAGAAUUAGCUGUUCCUUUAAGACAAUACACAGAAACCUUCCCAGACAAGCGACACUUACAUCCAUAUGAAAGAUCUCUCAUCGAGCUUACUUUUGGCCAAGGAAACUAUGAAAAGGUAUUAGAAAGAGUUGAUUGUUUGAGGAAGAAGCUUGUUUCUGUUGGAAAGCAGCAUGCAUCUCUUUGCGCUCAGUCCACAACAAAACGUGAAGCAGAAGAGCGACUAAAUGAGGGCCUUAAAAAGCUUGAGGAAGCUUUUCAAGUUGGAAAAACUGCUAUUGAUGAUUUGUUAAAUGUUGCAAAGACUCUGCGUGCGAUGCCAGUGGUGGACCUACAAACACCUACCCUUUGUCUCGUCGGAUCACCUAAUGUUGGGAAAUCAUCACUAGUACGUAUUCUGUCAACAGGGAAACCAGAGGUUUGUAAUUAUCCAUUCACCACUAGAGGAAUUCUAAUGGGUCAUAUCAUGUUGAACUAUGAACGAUUUCAGGUAACAGAUACUCCUGGUCUUCUUACAAGACAUGAUGAUGAGAGGAACAAUAUAGAAAGGUUGACAAUCUCUGUCCUUUCUUAUUUGCCAACUGCCGUAUUGUAUGUCCAUGAUCUGUCUGGAGAAUGUGGGACUUCACCUAAUAAUCAGUUAGUCACAUACAAAGAGAUGAGAGAGAGAUUCAAGGAUCAUCUCUGGCUUGAUGUUGUUUCCAAAUGCGAUCUCCUGCAAGAGUCUCCUGCCUGCAUUUUACCAGAUGAUGAAUUUGCUAGAUAUAAGAGGUGUGGACCCGAUGGCGCCAUUCAUGUCUCCAUAAUGAGCAAUCAAGGUGUCGACGAGCUGAAGGCCAGAGUUCAUGACCUACUUCUCUCCCAAAUGGCUCGCAUCUCAAGUACACCAUCUGGGUAGUUUACUCAAGACUACAAGGAGUUCAGUGUGCGUUGUUGUAAUCUUGUGUUUCACGGUUAUAUCAACAUGGAAUCAUUUUCUUUUCCCGCUCGCUAAUUAUUUUGGUAUUUUAAAAAUAUGGCUUUGUAGGAAUUCAA
Molecule: messenger RNA, 1474 nt
Organism: Zingiber officinale
Lineage: Eukaryota; Viridiplantae; Streptophyta; Magnoliopsida; Zingiberales; Zingiberaceae
Product: GTP-binding protein 4-like
Exons: 14
Coding region: 60-1337 (425 amino acids)
Biological process (GO): ribosomal large subunit biogenesis
Cellular component (GO): nucleolus
Molecular function (GO): GTP binding; RNA binding; GTPase activity
Source: RefSeq, a predicted model, not a curated record